CAUGUAGAUUACGUUAGCAGACAUUUCAGACGUUCUACCCUGGUGGAAGCCUCUGGUAUAAUACACAGGAUAAAUAGCAGAUUUGUAUUUCCAUUGUUUAUUUCUGCAAAACCACAUCUGUAUGUAAUUAAUUUUUCAGUUUUUGUGCUCUGGACCGUUGUGUUGAAAUAUCCUCUUUUUCUUCUUGGUCUAACCACUAUUACUUAUGAAAAUGGAAGCUGGAGAUGCUUUUAUUCUGCAUAUAUUUACAAACAGUGUAGAUUAUCUUGAAACAAAUAUUUAUAGACAUAAAAAUGUUAUCAACAUGUCCUUUUUAAAUGACUCUGUAGUUCAAUGGCUUGUUCAUUGAUGUGGGAGUUCAGGGACCUACGUCAGAGCCGUUUCACAAAGUUGUGAUGAAAAACUUGCUGCCAAAGCAUAUUGUCACUGUUUACCAGUGGACUGGGUGCCCUCUUCCUGCCUGUCACGCCCAACUUCAUUACCAUCAUAGCUGGAUAGUGAGUGAAAAUAACAGUAAUAUAUGAUCUGAUCACUAUUUCACAUCCUGGCGCAAAGACCAGGGAGUGGACUUGACCUGCCUGGCCACUAGCAAUACAGCGUUAGCUAAUAAAGAGCGUGCAGCAACAGUUCACUCAAAGUCUGUCAUAGUCCACUUUUGAAAUAUGUGAAAACCAAGCGUGAGUUUCAAGACUGUACGAGACAUUCUUUAUUGCCAUAUAAAACCUCAGAGGUGAUCUGAGGGAGCGUCAGUUGUGAUACUGCUACACAAAGAGAGGCUGAAAGAGCAGCUGUUCCUCUGUUAACUGCAAUACAGACCCAGGAUUUUAAACAACAUGAGAGCUGCAUCUUACACCCAGAAGAGCCUGCAGGUCAGCGGUUCCAGCGGUAGAGUAAGGGUAUCUAGCCCAUCGCCUUCCCGGUGUCGUGGAUCCUCAUAUGACAGCCGUGGGCGCUCGGGCUAUCGUGGCACUGCUGUUGAGGUGGGCACUGAGAUACACCAAAAACAUGCCAAUGAGAAGGAGGAGAUGCAGGAGCUCAAUGUCAAGUUUGCAGGAUACAUCGAGAAGGUCCAGGCGCUAGAGCUGAGGAAUGCUGCUCUCCAAGGUCAGCUUGAUGCCCUGCAGAGUCGCUACAAGGGAGGCCCCGCAGGCAUCGGAGAAGAAUAUGAGCUCAAGUUUAAGGAGGUGCGUGAGCUGAUUGAGACCCUGACAAAUGAGAAAGGAGCAGCUGAUAUUGAACGAGGCUACAUUGAAGAAGAAGUUGAAGUGUGGAAACUAAAGCUGGAGGAGGAGAUGGCCCUUAAAGAAGAGGCAGAGAUGAUCCUGAGGGAGUUUCGCCAGGAUGUUGACAAUGCCACACUGCAGAAGGCUGAGCUGGAGAAGCGUAUAGAGCAACUGGUGGCCGAGAUAGAGUUCCUCAAGAAGUUGCAUGAUGAAGAGGUCGCUGACCUCAUGAAGCAGAUUGAGGACGCGAAGAUUUCCUCAGAGCUGGAUGGCGAUCGGCCUGACCUGGCUGCUUACCUGCGCAACAUGCGUGUAGAGAUAGAAGCUGUCGCUGCCCGCAACGUCCAGGAGGCUGAGAAGUGGUACAAGGGCAAGUUUGACAGCCUCAAGGAGCACGCUGGCAAAAAUGAGGAGCAAAUGAAGACCAUGAAAGACGAGAUCACGACCUUCCACAACCAAGUGACAGACCUGCAGAACCAGAUUGACGGGCUGAGGGCUCGCAACGCAGCCCUGGAGCAGCAGCUGGAGGACAUGGAGAUGUCCCACAUGGAUAAGGUGGGGACCCUCGAGGGUGUCAUUGCUCAGUUGGAGGCCCAGCUCUGCGAAACCAAACUGGAGAUGACCAAGUAUCUCCAAGACUACCAGGAACUGCUGCACAUUAAGCUCAAGCUGGAUGCGGAGAUCGCCACCUACAGGAAGCUGCUGGAAGGAGAGGAGAGCAGGCUCGGGAUUCCUAAAGAGCUCUGAAUCUGUCAGAGAUGAGAGGAGCCGCAAAGCAGCCACAGAAGACCAGCAGGGAGAUCAGCUCAUUCUUGUCAAAUUACUUCCCUAUCUUACUCCUUUUCCCCUUUUAUCCUCCUUACCACAAGGGCUGAGUAUUGUUUGAAAUGUUUCAUUACCAGAACUGAAUUGAUAGCUGAGUUUGAGAAGGGACAAAGGACAAUAAAUCAAAUUUUUUUAUACAUGUUUUUUGGCAAUAAUUUUGUCCUAAAGCAAUACUUUGAUUGAUUUGAUUGAAAAACUGAGGGAAAACUCUGACCUUUUUGAGAUUCUGGCACACAGAGGUACAUUAAGAUUUCUCUUAGCUGCUUUACCAAAUUUUGUUAAAGUGCCUUAGCUAAAAAUAUCUAAACAAAAUACAAAUCUGACCAUAUAUUUGAUGCCAGCUCUCUGUACAGAAACAUUUUGCUCAGUAUCCGAGAAGUAUUGUGGUUCAAUACCCAGCCCUGUUUCCCCAAUUACUUGCCUUGCCAGACCAGGACCCCCUCAUCCUUAUGCCUGCCUGCUUCCCAAUUCUUCCCAAUCUUUCUUAAAAAUUUCCACCAUUAUUUCGAAACAUCUAACCAUCUCUGUCACCUCCAAUUCUGGAUUUAUGGCAGCCCUCAGGUCUCCUCUUCAUACCCUUUUCCUUUACUCCUUUUCCUAGUGCCAAAUCCUCCUUCUCUUUUUCCUGCCAAAUCAACCCCUGCACUGAGACCUCUCUCACUAUUUCUGUCUCUCCCCUUCGCUAUAUCUGCUCACUUUUUUGCCACCACUGCUUCUUGAACCUUUGGAUCCCAUCUCCUCAAGAAAAAAAAUAAAAUACUUGCUGCUGUGAUGUAUCACAUCUCAACGCAAACAAAGCAGAAAAAAAGAAGUCAUUAGUGUUAUUACUGGUCUUUACAAAGCCCCUGAUUGUUCCAUAUGUUUUAUUGACCACUUAUUACACUAAUGUUGACCUAUUAAUUAAUAAAGAUUGAAGUGAGUGCAUACAACCCAUUGCAUUAAUCUUUCGUCCUUCCUCUUCAAGGUAUUUUCUUACUGUCUGCUUUUUUUGUCAUCUCUUUACCUUUUCCCACCCUCAUUUUAACAUAAAGUACAUGAAUGUAAAAUGGUUGUAUUUGGUUGUUGUUUUCAACAGCAGGCAGGCUCAGUCUGGUAGUUCAAUAUCCAAAAAAGAAUCAAAACACAGUGAAGACGUGGAACUGGUAGCCCUGCAGAUUAUUCAUGCUUCGUGACGAAGAGAUUCUAAAAGAGUCACAAAUAUGUGUUGGUAAUCUAGUAACAUAUCUAGUAACCCUUGUUUAUACACAAUUGGCCAGCUGGUGAAAUGGAUUUAUUCACAUCCUCAGUGGGUUGCAGGCGGAGUUCCAAUGAGCCUCCACAUCACAGGUGUACUUUCAUGUUUUAAUGAGCUUGGGUCAGGGCAUAACAAAAUUUACUCCUGACUGAGAAAGUUUAAAAGCCCUCUCUUCUACAAAGAGGUCACGA
Messenger RNA from Acanthopagrus latus (yellowfin seabream), 3473 nucleotides. RefSeq names its product vimentin-like. Gene Ontology annotation, biological process: intermediate filament organization. Lineage: Eukaryota; Metazoa; Chordata; Actinopteri; Spariformes; Sparidae. Gene Ontology annotation, cellular component: cytoplasm; intermediate filament; axon. The coding region runs from base 834 to 1970 and encodes 378 amino acids. The record is from RefSeq and is a predicted model, not a curated record. The transcript has a single exon. Gene Ontology annotation, molecular function: structural constituent of cytoskeleton.